This is a messenger RNA of Pogona vitticeps (central bearded dragon), 1680 nucleotides long. The record is from RefSeq and is a predicted model, not a curated record. NCBI's taxonomy places the organism in Eukaryota, Metazoa, Chordata, Lepidosauria, Squamata, Agamidae.
UCGGACGCCUCCUGGAAAAAAAAAAGAAGAAGCAAGGCUUUCCCCAUGAGAGAGGCUCCCGGAGCUGGCCGUGCGAGCGCUUCGGUUGGCGGCAAAACCGGGAGCGCCCUUGCUAUGCGGUUUCCCUGUCAGCGCCGGCUCUGAGGUGCUGCAGUGGCUGCUGCUAUGAACUUGGAGCUUGACCCUGUAUUCUUGAAAGCUCUGGGCUUUCUGCAUUCAAAAAGCAAAGAUUCAGCUGAAAAACUGAAAGCACUGCUUGAUGAAUCUUUGUCUAGAGGGACUGAUUCAAAUUAUCGCCCAUUGCAGAAGCCUGAUUCAAAAGUUGUUUACUCAGAGGAAGUAGAUCAACCCAAAGUUUCUAUUACAAAACCAGUUUCUGUUAAGCAAGAACCCAAGGCUUCUUCAGGCAUUCCAACAGGUAGCAAUAAUGGCAAGCUCAUUGCUGCCGAAAAGGUGAAAAAGGAAGCAGAAAAGCGGUCUGCUGAUAAAAUAAAGCUUGAAAUCAGUGAAGGAGCUGACAUUCCAAAGAAGCCGAGAUUAGAAAAGCCAGAGACGCAUUCAUCACCAAUUACAGUGCAGACUAGCAAGGAUUUACCCAUGGCAGACCUAUCCAGUUUUGAAGAGACGAGUGCUGAUGAUUUUGCCAUGGAGAUGGGCUUGGCAUGUGUUGUUUGUCGACAAAUGACAGUUACUUCUGGAAAUCCAUUAGUUGAGUGUCAAGAAUGCCAUAAUCUCUAUCACCAAGACUGCCACAAGCCUCAAGUGACAGACAAGGAAAUGAAUGAUCCCCGCCUAGUCUGGUAUUGUGCUCGAUGUACUAGGCAGAUGAAAAAAAUGGCGCAGAAAACACAGAAGCCUUCCCAGAAACCAACUCCUGCUGUAGUUUCAGUAGUUCCAGCUGUGAAAGAUCCACUGAUAAAGAAACCAGAAAUUAAGCAAAAGUUGGAGACCCCAACAACCUUCCUAGCAUUUAAGAGGACAGAGGUCAAGCCUUCAGCCACUAUUUCUGGUAACUCUGCCAGUGCCAAUGUUUCUUCAUCCUCAACCAGUGGCCUUACGGGGUGGGCAGCUUUUGCAGCAAAAACAUCAUCUGCAGGUCCAUCAACAGCCAAGCUGGGAUCCACAACCCAGAGUACCAGUGGCAAGCCAACGACUGCCUCAAAUAACCAAAAACCUGUGGGUUUAUCAGGGUUAGCAACAGCUAAAGCAGGGCUAGGAUCCAAAAUAUCGUCUAACAGCAGCACAAGCCCUGUUCAGCUGAAGCCCUUGCCACCUCUGACAUUGGGGAAAACGGGCCUUUGUCGUUCUGUAAGCAGUGACAAUGUAAGCAAAAUAGGGCUCCCUAGUCCAAGCAGUUCAGCUCCAGUCAGUAGCCAAACUGCUGGUGGAAAUGGAAGUGCUGGAACAACAGGUAGCAGUGGGAGCAAUACUAGUAAAUCGAGUGGAGAAUCCGGCAAUCAGUCCCCAUCUCUCAAGGGUCCUACAUCACAAGAAUCACAACUCAAUGCUAUGAAAAGAUUGCAGAUGGUUAAGAAGAAGGCAGCUCAGAAGAAAUUGAAAAAGUAACUGGACUUACAUAAAAUUUUAAAAUUGUUUAAUGAACUGCUUUGUCUUCAAAGUACAAAGGUCUUUAAACUCUGGCCUUAGUUAAACAAAAAGUAAUAAAAUCAUUUAAUUUAC